UGUAAGGCAGGACGCUUGGUGGCGCUGCAGGCUAAGGAAGUGAAAAACUCGGCAGGCACCAUAAUAGCUGAGCAGUUUCUGGCUGCUCAAAAAGGAAGUGUUUUACAUCAUUAGGGGAGAGUAGGUUACUGAGAGGCAGCUUUCGCCUUAUCAGUCUGUGUUAAGAAGUAACUCAAGAUUACUGAACCAAGAUAGUGAAGUUGGCUGCACAGCGAUUAUUUUGUGAUUAAAUACUACAUCUUUUGGGCCCGGAGGAACCAUGGAAACACCGCUACUCAAAGCGCCACAGAAAAGGCAAGUGACCGCCAUUAUUAUCCUAUUAAUACUAUUAAUGCUGUGGGAGGUGGGCGGUAUGACCAUUAAGUAUUCAGUUCUAGAAGAGAGGGAAAGCGGCUCUUUUGUGGCCAACCUUGCAAAAGAUCUGGGGCUUGGUUUAGGGGAGCUGGAUGCGCGGGGAGCUCGGAUUCUUUCCAAAGGGAAUCAACAGUAUUUACAGCUUGAGCAGAAGAGUGGGAAUUUGCUCCUAAAAGAAAAAUUGGACCGGGAAGAGUUGUGCGGUGACACAGAUCCAUGCAUACUGCAUUUCCAGGUGUUACUAAAAAGCCCAGUGCACUUUAUUCAAGGUGAACUACAGCUACGAGAUAUAAAUGACCAUGCCCCAGAAUUCCUGGAGAAUGAAAUCCUCCUGAAAAUCUCGGAAAGCAGCCAGCCAGGGACUGCAUUUCCUUUGAAAAUAGCUCAAGAUUUAGAUGUGGGCAGUAAUACAGUUCAGAACUACACUAUUAGCACCAACUCCCAUUUCCACCUUUUCACUCAAAACCACAGUGAUGGCAGGAGAUACCCUGAGCUGGUGCUGGACAAAGCGCUGGACCGCGAGGAGCAGUCAGAGCUCAGGUUGACUCUCACAGCGCUGGAUGGUGGGUCACCACCGAGGACGGGGACUUCUCAGGUUCUCAUUGUAGUCCUGGACAUAAAUGAUAAUGCUCCUGAAUUUGCUAAGCUGCUGUAUGAGGUCCAGGUCCCAGAGAACAGCCCUGUAGGUUCCCUAGUCAUCACCGUGUCUGCUACAGAUUUAGAUACUGGGACCUAUGGAGAGCUCUCCUACUCAUUUUUCCAAUCCUCAAAUCAAGUGAUCCAGGCCUUUGAAGUAAACGCAGUCACAGGGGAAAUUAGAUUAAAAAGAACGUUGGAUUUUGAGGAAAUUCGAUCUUAUCGUAUGGAAAUUGAGGCCUCAGAUGGCGGGGGUCUUUCAGGAAAAUGCACUAUAGCCAUAGAAGUGAUGGAUGUAAACGACAACACCCCCGAACUGACAAUGUCAGUACUCAUCAGUGAUAUCCCAGAAAACACCCCUGACACUGUGGUCGCGGUUUUCGGAAUUUCAGAUCCAGACUCUGGGGAAAAUGGCAAAAUGAUGUGUUCUAUCCAAGACCAGCUCCCCUUCCUUCUGAAACUUACUGUAGAAAAUUUCUACACCUUGGUAACUGAAGGAGCACUGGAUAGAGAGAGCCAGGCCGAGUACAACAUCACCAUCACCGUCACUGACUUGGGGACCCCCAGGCUGAAAACGCAACACAACAUAACCGUGACGGUCUCCGACGUCAACGACAACGCCCCCGCCUUCAGCCAAACCACCUACACCCUGCGGGUCCGCGAGAACAACAGCCCCGCGCUGCACAUCGGCAGCGUCAGCGCCACAGACAGCGACUCGCUCUUCCUGUUCUCGGUGCUGGUGUUCGUGGCGGUGCGGCUGUGCAGGCGGAGCCGGGCGGCGUCGGCGGGCCGCUGCCCGGUGCCCGAGGGCCACUUUCCGGGCCACCUGGUGGACGUCAGCGGCACGGGGACGCUGUCCCAGAGCUACCAGUACGAGGUGUGUCUGCGGGGAGGAUCUGGGACCAAUGAGUUUAAGUUCCUCAAGCCUAUUUUUCCCAACUUCGUGGGUGAAGCAGCUGGUAGGGACACCGAGGAAAACUCUAAUUUUAGAAAUAAUUUUGGGUUCACCUAGGCAUUUCACCUUAGGAGACAAAUGAUAACACUAAUGUAUUAUUAGUUUGCAACCUGUUCAUUUACAUAAAGAGCUACGUAUUCACACAAUAUUGUCAUAUUUUUUGGUAUUUCAGCCUAUUGAAGUAUUGUACCUUCUGAAUCUCUUGGUUUUUGUUGUCGCCGUUGUUUUUAGCCACCUCACAUUUUGCAUGUUCAUACAAUAGCAGAGAAAUGGUGUAUCUGUUUUUUUGCGGUAAGAUUUUUAGAGGUCAGAAAUGUUUUCAGAUUCCUGAAAACAUUGAGCUUGUUCACUGAUAUCUUGUUAUGGUUAAGAGAAUUGUGUUUUCUGAUUACCAUUAGCACAGUGUAUUGUAAAUGAUAACUUUUAAUUUUAAAAAUACUUUUCAUUUAUACAAAAUUUUUUGUCACUUUGGAAAUUGUUAGAUUUCUGUAGUGUUGUUUUGUCUUUCUUAAGAGGAACUAAUAUUUUAUCUGGAAGUUUUCUAGGUUGAGUAUUUUCUUUCAAAAUUGAUAUCUUUGGACUAUACCAUCUGAUACAAUUUUAAAGAAUUCUAUUCCUGUUAAAUAGAAAAAAUGUUGGUAGGCUUAUGAUUGCUUUUUCAUAAUAAAUGUUUUGGGUAUGUAAAUAAUGAUUUUCAUUCUUUUAAAAUAAUAGUCACAUGAUUCAAGCAUAUUCAAUAUGAACAGAAAACAAAAAAUUUGUCUUUCAGAUUUUUAUUUAAAUUCUGAUUAGUUAACAUAUAGUGUAACAUUGGUUUCAAGAGUAGAACUCAGUGAUUCAUCACUUACAUACAAGACUCCAUGCUCAACAUAAUUCAUAAUUAAAACUAUCAUGUUUUACCUGAAUGUAAUAAAGCAAAAUUAUAUGAAGCUAUAGAUUUUGCUUAAACUUAGAUAAAUAAUCUCCUUGUGGUUAAAACUUGUCAAGAGUAUGAUGCAUAGUAAGGUAUUAGCAUCACUGAACUGCCUGCUAAAAAAUGAGGCAUCAUCUUAUAUAUCCUCCCUCUUCUCACCUUACUUUAUACUUUCUGUUAUAUAUAGUACCUUUUCAAUGUUUAUAGUAUUUACAAUGUAUUUUUAAAGGAUAAUCCCAUGAUUGUUUAGACAUUUUAUGUUUUAAAAGUCAAUGUACCCUUUCACUGUGUUUCAUGCAAAUGUUCAAGUAAGUCGUUUAUUUAUAUAUGGUAAACAUAGUUGGUUUUUUUUCAGAUGCAUUUAUUUUAUUUUAUUUUUUAUUUUUUUUUAAAUAGUUUAUUGUUGGG
This is a messenger RNA of Suricata suricatta (meerkat), 3266 nucleotides long. Its product is annotated as protocadherin beta-17-like. Gene Ontology annotation, molecular function: calcium ion binding. Bases 260 to 2002 code for a protein of 580 amino acids. Gene Ontology annotation, biological process: homophilic cell-cell adhesion. The record is from RefSeq and is a predicted model, not a curated record. The transcript has 2 exons. NCBI's taxonomy places the organism in Eukaryota, Metazoa, Chordata, Mammalia, Carnivora, Herpestidae. Gene Ontology annotation, cellular component: plasma membrane.